CAUUUGUAGCUUUUUUUCUGGAUCUCCCAUUUCUUUAUUUUCUUGGAAAUAAAAAUUACUUAAAAAAUAAUCAAAGAUCACUUCUCAGAAAGAAGCUCCCAACACCACACACACACACCCUCUUCAGUCUUCUCUAAAAGCCACACCACAUAUAUUUCAUUCAAACAUAAUCUUUUUUCUGGUAUCUUGAUUAGUUUCUUUCAAUCUCACUUUGUGGAACCCAAUUUGAUUGCUCUCACUUUCUGUCCAAUAAAUCAAGAUUAAUGUUGCACACAGAGCCAUCAUUCUCUGUUUAUGCAGAUGAAGAGGGGUUGAUCAAUAUUGAGAAAGUGGAUUUGAAGGUUGAAAAAGGGAGUGAUGAGUUCACUUUUGCAAAGAAUUUGAGUGAAUUUGACAAGUUGGCUAUUAUUGUGGGAAAAGAAGAAGAUGAAGAUGUUGUGGAUGAUUAUAAGAAGAUGGUUGAUCAAGAUCCUUCAAACCCUGUGUUCCUGAAGAACUAUGCUCAUCUUUUGCAGUCGAACGGAGAUCUUGACGGGGCAGAAGAAUACUACUUUCGCGCUACACAGGCCGAUCCUAAAGAUGGUGAAAGUCUUAUGCAAUAUGCUAAGUUGGUAUGGGAGCUUCAUCAUGAUCAAGAUAGAGCCUUGGGUUAUUUUGAGGCUGCUGUUCUUGCUGCCCCGGAAGAUUCGAAUAUUCAUGCAGCAUAUGCAAGCUUCAUGUGGGAAAUAGAUGAAGACGACAACGAGAACAAUGAAACUUCACCCGUCGAGGAAUCUUUGGAGAUGGAUGAAAAAUGUUGCGACCCGUUGGUUCUUAGAAACCAUGCCCAAUUUCUUCGACAGACCAAGGGAGACCUUGCAGGAGCUGAAGAGUAUUACCUGCGUGCAUUACAAGCAGACCCCGCAGAUGGUGAAGUCGCUUCACAAUGCGCACAAUUGGCGUGGGAGCUUCAUCAUGAUAAAGACAAAGCAUCCGAUUACUUUGGGCAAGCACUCGCAGCUGCUCCGACUGAUAGUCAUGUUCUUGCCGCAUACGCCAAGUUUCUUUGGGAAGCAGAAGAUGAAGACCAACAUCCAGAUAAAUUGUAACCGCCGUAUCUAGUCAAUGAUGCACACUUUAUACAUGUGUUUUAUUGUAUCGAAAUAUCACAUUCAGAACUAUGAACAUAUGACAGUAUUUAAAAGUUAAGGGUAAAAGAAGCCAAAGAGCUGCAUAAACCAUUGUGUCUGA
Helianthus annuus (common sunflower) is the source of this 1230-nucleotide messenger RNA. RefSeq lists its product as uncharacterized. Bases 264 to 1088 code for a protein of 274 amino acids. The record is from RefSeq and is a predicted model, not a curated record. Gene Ontology annotation, molecular function: protein binding. Lineage: Eukaryota; Viridiplantae; Streptophyta; Magnoliopsida; Asterales; Asteraceae. The transcript has 6 exons.